AUGAAUAGCGAAGAGCCUGUGCAGAUUGAGCCUGAUAAUUUUCGUGCUGGAAUCAUAAUUGGGGGCGGUACUUGUGGGUUAGCAGUAGCAUCAAGGUUGUGCGAAAACCACCCUGGGUCACUAUUCACAGAAGAUGAACACCAACGUUUCCAUUGGCUAAAGCAAAGAGGACACAAGACAAACAAAGUCAAAAGCAACCAGAGGUUUGAUUAUGAUAAGUUUCACCCAGAGGAUCUAUUGGUUAUUGACGCAAGGGGUGACAAGUUUUUGACACAAUGGGACGCUCAAUUCAAUGCAUGCCAGAUCCCAUAUUUGAGAUCCCCGAUGUUUUUCCACAUUGAUCCGAGUGACAUCGACGGUAUGAUUAGUUUUGCCCAUUUGAAUAAACGUGAAAAGGAAUUGAUGGAGAUCACCAAUGUCGUAGGUAAAGAAUUUUCGAAACAUCAGCAAAAGAGGAUCAAACAAAAGUUGAAGCUGAAUGACGGUAUCGUAGAUAUUAAUAUGCGUGACUGGAAGGAUUACUAUCGACCAUCGACAAAGUUAUUUCAUGAUUAUUGUGCCGAAGUGGUUGCACGGUAUGGGUUACAAAACAGUAUUGCACAAGACGAAGUUGUGGAUAUUGAGCACAAAUUGAUUCAAAGCGGUGAGAAUUCAGGCAAAGGGUUUGUUAUUCGCACAAUGUCGGGUAAAGUAUACGGCUGCAAAUUUGCAGUUGUUGCGAGUGGUCAUAGAGGUAAAAUCAAUUAUCCUCCUUCCAUUUGCCCUAACCCACAGUUUCCCCAUGGUUCUUGCCACACAACACAUUUGUUUUCCAACCAAGUAAAGUUUCUCGAUCUGCAAUACUUUGCCAAUCCCAAACGAAAGAACGUUGUGAUUAUAGGAGGUGGCUUAACAUCUGCACAACUAGCCCAUGUUGCAUGCCACGAUGCAACAGUAGAUACUAUCUACCUCAUAUUCCGCUCAGGCAUCAAGAUCAAGCAUUUUGAUUUCCAUCUUGAUUGGGUUGCAAAAUACAAAAAUGUAAAGAAGUCCAGUUUCUACAAUCUAGACACCAAUGAAUUGAAGUAUGAGAUGAUGAAUGAUGCAAGAGAAGGUGGCUCGAUCAAUCCGGAAUACUACAAGAAGAUAAAGCAACAUGUGAAGAAUGGUCGCUUGAAAUGGUUGACAGAAACGCAAGUUGUUGAACAAGAAUGGGAGGAAGACACUUGGAGGUUAUUGUUGAAGAAUAAGCAUGGUGAAGCUACAAGUUUAGAAAAGAUUGAUUAUGUCUACUAUGCCACCGGUAUUCAAGCUGAUAUCGAGUCAUUACCAUUUAUGCGUACUAUGUUCAAUCAAAAUCCAAUUGAUGUUUGUAACGGAUACCCUUCGCUUACCGACAACUUACAGUGGAACAAAGAAAUACCAUUGUACAUGGUUGGAAAAAAUGCCGCUUUACAAGUAGGUCCUACCUCUGCCAACCUUGAUGGAGCCAGAUUAGGAGCUGAAAGAAUCGGGUGGCAUUUGCAGAAUAUGAAAUUGCAGGGAGAAUUCGAUUGGUCACCAGUGAAAGUCAUCACCACUGAAAACACCAGAUCGAGCACAUUCGAUAAACGUUUACAAUUGGCAGGUGGACUGAUCAACUGGUUUGAGCUUCUCGAGUUUGAAAAAAUAAACUAA
Molecule: messenger RNA, 1656 nt
Organism: Lodderomyces orthopsilosis Co 90-125
Lineage: Eukaryota; Fungi; Ascomycota; Pichiomycetes; Serinales; Debaryomycetaceae
Exons: 1
Coding region: 1-1656 (551 amino acids)
Source: RefSeq, a predicted model, not a curated record